UUGGUCCAAGAAAUUCAUGUUCUUGAGAUCCCUUUAAUGUUCUUUGAUCAAUUCUAUUGUGAAUGCUUGAGUAAAGAUGGAAGGAGGGCAAAACAGUCAUGAUCAUAUGUUUCAAGAAUCAUGGGAUCAUUCAGAAACUUCAUCUUCAUCAAUAGGAGAAGAUUCAGAUGCUUCAAAUGGAUCAUCCUCCAUAACUUCAUCUGACACAGUGGAUGAUGCAUCUUCAUCUUCAUCUCUUUGUGAUCUGUCAGAGAUCAUGGAGCAAUUGCCUAUCAAAAGAGGGCUUUCCCAGUUUUAUCAAGGGAAAUCAGAGUCUUUCACGUCACUCUCAAGGGUGACUAGCAUUGAAGAUCUGAUGAAGAAAUCAGCAACAACUCCUUCUAGAAGAAAUUUGAAGGCUUCAAAGAGCUGUGGAAAUGGUUUGCAUAGCUACAAGAUGUAUACUCUGCCUAAGGCUGUCAUAGCAAAGAAAUCUUCAAGGGGUGUUUCUUCUCUCUCAUCAUUUCCUAGCAAGAGAGGGGGUGUUGUCAUUAACAGCAAGCCCCCUCUUAGAUGACUUGGAAUGUUGAAGAAAAGUUUUAGAUAACUUCCACACACACAAUUGAGAGAGAGAAUGUAUAUAAAGCAAUUUUGUGAUCAAUACUGUCUAUUUUCUUUCA
Messenger RNA from Salvia hispanica, 659 nucleotides. RefSeq names its product protein OXIDATIVE STRESS 3-like. The record is from RefSeq and is a predicted model, not a curated record. Lineage: Eukaryota; Viridiplantae; Streptophyta; Magnoliopsida; Lamiales; Lamiaceae.